AUGAGAGAAAAUUGCCAAAAUUGCGGAGCAAAUGGCUACGAAUAUAAAUCAACAACUCCGGGUGCCAAUUUUGAUAAUUAUAUCUUAUAUGAAAUAGUAAACACCGAAACGAAAGAAACAAAAGAAGUUUGCGACAAUUGUAAGGAAAAAUUAGGAGUAACUGAAGAAGAAGAAAAAUUAGAAGCAGUAGGGGAAAAUAAACGAGCGGCUGAAACUUAUUUAGAAGCCAAAAAGAAGUAUGAAACCAAAAGGUCAGAAUUGCCAUUCCGCAACGAUUUAAAUGAGGAAGGAAAACGAAUUAAAGAUCAUAAAUAUCAAAAUCUAAUCCGGAAAGCAUGA
Racocetra fulgida is the source of this 339-nucleotide messenger RNA. NCBI's taxonomy places the organism in Eukaryota, Fungi, Glomeromycota, Glomeromycetes, Diversisporales, Gigasporaceae. The record is from the annotation of a GenBank genome assembly.